AUGACUAUUAGUUAUCCUGCAAAGGAGUUUCUCCAAACAAUCUUUAAAACCCCAUAUCUCAAGAACCUCUACCUCUCACCAACAAUGUCCAUAUACGAUACGCUUAUCGGUUCUCCCGCUACUACCCUCAAACGUUAUCUUUUAAAAAGCGAUGUUGCGGUUAUGUACACUUCUCCAUCAACUUAUGUGGAGAAUGAAGACUCUUCCUUUAGGUUUAACCAAAACUGUUCUCCAAUGCCUCCUUGGGUUCUGGGCACUAAGUCUAAAACCAUCAUUAACACUCUACCGCCGAAAAAGUCUCAUAAACGGACCAACACUGAUAUUAUUGGGAUCCAUUCGAUGACCUCUCAAAAUUCUUCGGGAUCAAGCUACUUUCAGCUAUUAGAUCUGUUGGCAGACCUAGGAGAGUUGAUAUAUGAUGAUGAAGCCAUGAAGGGGUUCUACUAUGAGUUUAUGAAUUUGGAUAACAAAAAUGCUUUUAACAAUGAUGAGAAUCUUAAUAAUUUGAUGAUAACUUUCACCAAUUUGGGAGGUGCAAGCAAUGCAAAUGAGAGUGGGCUUAAGAUUGGAGCGACUACUUCAGGUGUAAAAACAAAAGUAGACGAAGACAUUGAACCUUUAUGCAGACACUAUAAGUGUGCUACAAUGGAUAGCAGUUUCAUUCAUUGGAUAACACAUUGGAAUCUUCUGGAUCAAGUUUUCUCUAGCAACUUUGUGGGGGAAGGCGAGUAUUAUACUGAUCCUAACGAAGUCAAAAGAAUCUUGGAAAACCGAGACUUAGAUACACGUUCAAAGCAGGGAAAGUCGCUCUACAUUGUUGAUUUGGAAGGCAGUGUAAGGAUUCAUGUGAUGGUUAAUACUUCACUAUAUGGAAUGAUCGUACUUUUGGAGGUGAGACAUAUCACAUUAGCAAAAAAAAAGAAUGAUGUUGAUGAUGAACGAGAACAAGAAAAUGAAGAUUCAAGUUGA
Arabidopsis thaliana (thale cress) is the source of this 969-nucleotide messenger RNA. RefSeq names its product sequence-specific DNA binding transcription factor. The record is from RefSeq and is marked reviewed. The coding region runs from base 1 to 969 and encodes 322 amino acids. Lineage: Eukaryota; Viridiplantae; Streptophyta; Magnoliopsida; Brassicales; Brassicaceae. The transcript has 6 exons.